AUGAUCGUCGAUCCGGCUGUGCUUGCUGUUACUUUCCCUCACAAUAGAAAAUUGCAUUUCUGGGCAAAAAAUUCUCUUUUCGCUAAUAAGUAUACAAGACCUAUUUUAGUGGGUGGAGGUGUUGUCCCAGUGGAUCGGGCUACAAAGAAUAACAAAGCAUUAUUCGCUGCUACAUUGGAGGCUGCAUUGGAGUAUGCUUCGCAAAUCACGCAGCAAGACAAUACUGAAGAAUCAAAUAGCGACGAUGAUAUUGUCAUUAUCAAAAAGCGAAAUGAAAGACAAAUUAUAAUCAUUCCAUACGGUUCUCCCAUACAAAUCGAUCCGUAUCUUAAGGAUUUCUCUCUUGAUAAUCGGGUCACAGUUAAAGCAUUGACAAAACGCAUUGAGUCUGAAAUAGAAAAAUUAACAAUAAAUGCUUCUAAUUGGGAGAUUUCUAAUGCUGCUUCAAUGACUCGAAUGCUUUAUUUUUCUGAUGACAAACGUGUUCCACUUGAAGAUUAUGUAAAAGUUACACAAAGAUUAUUAUCGGCCCUUAGUGGUGGUAGAGGUAGUAAAUCAAGCGACAUGAUAGAAAAUCUUGUAGCAACACGUAGGCUAUGUUUAGAUAAUUUAAGGAAAGUCAGUGAAGAUUAUAGAAGUAAAAGUGAUGAUCUAAGAUUAGCAUUAGAGAUCAGUGAAAGAGAACAAUUAAGUGAUGGGCUUGAUAAAAAAUCAGCAUAA
Molecule: messenger RNA, 720 nt
Organism: Racocetra fulgida
Lineage: Eukaryota; Fungi; Glomeromycota; Glomeromycetes; Diversisporales; Gigasporaceae
Source: the annotation of a GenBank genome assembly